Molecule: messenger RNA, 1393 nt
Organism: Drosophila bipectinata
Lineage: Eukaryota; Metazoa; Arthropoda; Insecta; Diptera; Drosophilidae
Source: RefSeq, a predicted model, not a curated record
CUUAUCAGCAAAAUUAAACAAACAAAUAUUGACCACAAAGAAAAACUUAAAAACCCAACAACAAAAAACACGCGUAUAUUGCUCAACCCGGGUCCAAGACCCUUGCAAUAACCAUGCACGAACCACCCGAUAUUGGACGAUACACCCCAAAAACAUACCAACAUAAAGACCCGAAAUUCAUGGUAGUAAAAAGAAAGGACAAUGAAUCAUUUAGAACAGUUUCCCCCUUCAUAAUCCAAAAAUCCAUAGACUAUGCCUGCGGAGGAGAAGUUGAUUCGGUAAAAAAAACACGAGACGGAACCCUACUAAUAAAAACAAAAACUCACCUUCAAGCUACAAAACUGCUUAAACUAAACAAAAUUGCAAACAUGGAAAUACUGGUUACGGAACAUAAAACACUAAACUCCUCGAAAGGAGUGAUCUACAGCAACGACCUCAGAUAUAUUGAUGAAGAGACCAUCCUUCAAGAGCUUAAACCCCAAAAAGUCAUAGAAGUAAAAAAAACAAUGAAGAAACAAACUACAAGCAACAACACCAACACCAAUACCACCGAAACUGGCCUAAUAAUUCUAACAUUUGAAUCCCACAAACUUCCCGAAAUACUUCGAAUUGGAUACGAAACCGUUCGCGUGCGUGACUACAUACCACUCCCGCUACGCUGCAAAAAGUGCCUUCGAUUUGGACACCCAACUCCCAUAUGCAAAAGCACAGACAAAUGUUCAAAUUGCUCGGAAGAAAAACACACCACUGAAGGCUUACACUGCCAAAAAGAUAAAAAAUGCCUCAACUGCGAGAACAAUCCGGAAAUAAACUCCCAACACAGCCCGCUUGACCGUAAAUGUCCAACAUUCCUUAAGCAACAGGAACUUACAGCUAUAAAAACUACCGAGAAGGUCGACCCCCAAAACCCCAAUCUUCAAAUACCACCAUACCAAUAGAAAAAACUACACACAAAAAUCACACACAAAACACCAUAACCAAAUCAACAUCCCACGGAACCUCAACUAAAGCGCCAAAAUCACCCAAAGAACACCUCCAAAAUCACACUCCACAGAAAGAGCAAGACGACAUCGAGGCCAUGGAUACCGACAUUACAGACACCACACCAAAAUCACUUUACGCAUCACAAAUUACAAAGAACUUAACAUUAAAAAUAUUUUCCAAAGAUAAGUCAAACUCUCUCUCCACUAACUUCAAACCAUCCAAACCAAAAACUAAACCCGCAACCAAAAACAAACAUACCAAUAACAGCGACAACGAAUCCAUCUAAAAUCCACCAACCUUAUCCUAAACUAACCCGAUCUUCACCGCAAAAAUGUCCCUUAAUAUAAUGCAAUGGAAUAUAAAAGGUUACUCUAACAAUUAUAACCAACUUCUAAUAUUGAUAAAGAAC